This is a messenger RNA of Tuber aestivum (summer truffle), 1655 nucleotides long. NCBI's taxonomy places the organism in Eukaryota, Fungi, Ascomycota, Pezizomycetes, Pezizales, Tuberaceae. The record is from the annotation of a GenBank genome assembly.
GGCUUGGAGGGGGGUCAAGGAGCGGCAUCCAUGUGAAUUCCGACGGCACUUCGUCAUUGACCAGAGGCACGAGAUACGUAAGCAGGUGGGUUGGUGGGAAGGUAAGGCAAGACUCCGACUUGACUCCCUGCCUACUUACCCACUCGAGUACCUACCCACCUGCCAGCAAUCUCCCGAAUCAACCGGAGAGCCACCAUCACUGGAAACAAGGAGGACGGGGGCAGUGGUGGAGGGGAUACUCAGCAAAUGGUUGGAACCUCAUCUCGUGCCAUGCUACAACUUAUAUAAAGGGCCUGCUGCCGGCGGCGGGGGGGAAGCAGAGAAGGGAGAAAUUCAAAAGCACCAUCAUAUAUUAUCUUAUACAAGUAUCUAUCACUGCCAAUUCAUAUUCAAUCAUGAGCGAAUCUGCAUCAAGACUAGAACCAAUUACUACACCACCUCCACCACCGCCUCCGGACAUGACUACUUCCUAUGAGACACCGAGCAAUAUCUUCUUCCCCCCUUACCUCCUCCAAGACGUCUUCGAGCACUUGGACCCUCUAGACCUAGUCACUUGCAAGCGCGUCUGCACGCUCUGGUACUCAAUUAUCUGGGGCCGCCGUCGCCUGCGACAAAAGCUCUUCCUUCCCCAAGCCACCGCUGAGAAAACCCCCACCAGUCACCUCGUCAACUCUCCAGACGAAGCCUAUGACCUCCACCCCGUUUUCAAUCUAAUCCAUUUCGACGCCUCGUUGGACCCUGCAUUAGCUACCUUUGGCCGGAAAAAAUGCACCCUCUUAAAGGAAUCCGCGGUGAAGGAUCAUUACGCUACCUACCCGGCGACCACAAGGGUGGAGAUGGACGUUAUACACUUUCACCCGCACUUGGUGGUGGAGAACGAGACGGGGGUGACGGUCUGGGACGUUAUGCUGGAGUUGGCGAAAUAGUACUUCCACCUCCCCCACCCUCUCCCCUUCCCAACGGGGGAGUUGGCCGAUUCUAACGUGAGAACAGCAAAGCGGAGCGCACGCACUUCACCUUCCAGACAUUCUUCCAAUCAGACAUUUGCAAGAAGCGCGGGUAUGACCAGCGCCGGCGCAUGCACCGCAAGGAUUUAUUGGGCAUUGACAGGUACGUUGGUUCUCAUAUGACCGGCGCCCCGUCGGAUUUGAAUUGGCCGAGCUGAUUUGGAGGUGGAAGCGUGUUUAUCACCUUCAACGAUAGCGACCCCAGGGACGGACGGGUAUUCGUUGGCGAAUCGUUCGAGUCGCGAAAGGGUGUCGCCGUGGGCAAGAAGUAUAGGUUUUGGAGCGCUUUUGCUUUUUGCGAGUUUCCGCUCAUGGCCGAGUGAAUGUGUGGGAGGGGAGAGGGGGAUUUGCGAUCGUGAUCGAGAGAUGAUGAUUAUUGUGGCGCUUUCUCUCUUCUUUUCUUUUUUCCUUUUUUUUUCCUUUUUUUUUCUCUGGGUGGCUUGUGAUGCUGAGGUUACUUUUUGGGCCCGUCGUUUCGGAUUUCUUUUCCUCAUGUCAUGUUUGGUGUGGGUGUUUUGUCUUUUUGUGACCCGUGUUCAGCCUAGCGAUGGAGUUUGUCUGUGAUUUUUGGUUCUGAUUUACUUGAUCUUGUAAUUUAUUGGACACACAGCCGUAGCGUACAAGUACUCUUGUAGUCUUCUUUUACCG